UAUGUGAGCUAAUAUGAUGACCUAUAAUAAGGGUUUGCAUACACAAGGGAACAAAAUGUCACUUUAAAAUUCAAAUUCCAUCUCUAUGUUUGUACUCUCGCUUUGUUUAAGCUUACGGAAAUCCCCUUAAAUUCAGCUUUAUUUUAUAAAAGUACGGAGGUUCAAACAGCUUCUAUUUACCUAUCUCACACUAUAAUAUGAUUUACUCAGUGCUAUAUUUAUUCUAGGCAUGACGGUAGCCAUGCCCUUAUAAAAAAAAAACCGAAACCGUUCACAAACAUUGUCUUUAUCGCAUAAAAGCGUUUUACAAUCAGUUAUGUAAAUACGAGACCGUGCAAUAUCCUCAUCGCUUUACGGCACGCGUUUUUUACCUACAGUCAGGUAAACCAAAUGUAUCGAAAUUUACGUCCUGCACCACCGCUAGGCAUUGUAUUAGAGGGCUAGCACGAAACGAAAGAUAGCAGGCAAACAAGUUACGUACUAAGCUGUCACAAACACGUGAUGAUCUAGGCUUGAAUCUGAGCGUGGACACAGUACGUUUCGUUCACUAUCUGAUGGAUUCCCAACUGCGGUACCAAACAUAAAAUCUCAAAACAUUUAGCCAGGAAGAAGAUAAUAUGGGUUGGGCCAUUUUGUCGACGAUCCGUGGUGAUGAUCUAAUGAUUAACGCGGCACAUAGUGAUCAGGAAACUAAUUUCGAGAUGAAAAUUGGAUUUAUCGGUGCGGGCAAUAUGGCCCAGGCAAUUGUCAAAGGCUUGUUGGGUUCCUAUCCAGCAAAGCAUAUCGUCGUUUCAGCUCCUACUGACCGCAAUUUAGCCUUCUUCGAACAGCUAGGCUGUCGCACCUCGCAUGAUAAUAAUGUUAUUGUUACUACGUGCGACGUGGUCUUUCUCUGUAUCAAACCAGCUCAAUGUGAUAUCGCUUUCCGAGAAGUCGAAUGGAGACAACGUACGAGCCAGCUCGUGAUCAGCGUGAUGGCUGGUGUUUCCCUUGAACGCUUGUACCGUCUUCUCGGUCAAGGAAUUCGCGUGAUCCGUUGUGUGCCGAAUACGCCCAUGCAGGUAGCAAAGGGCGUAUGCUGUCUAUCGCCUGGAGUCGGCGUCCCAGUGGAGGAUACACAGUUGGCAAUCGAGUUAUUGACGCCCAGCUGUUUGAUUGUGUACACCGUUCCCGAGUCGCAAUUGGACGCAAUUUGUGCAUUGGCCGGAAGUGGCCCAGCGUUUAUUUGUCUCGUUGUCGAAGCGCUCUCGGAUGGUGGUGUAGCAAUGGGCCUGCCACGCGAACUCGCCACGGAGCUAGCAGCGUGUACCGUUGAGGGAGCUGCCGCGAUGAUUCGUGGAACGGGAAAACAUCCUGCCGAGCUAAAGGAUGCUGUGUGCUCGCCAAAUGGAACAACCAUCGCGGGAAUAUACGCCCUGGAAAAAGCUGGCAUACGGGCAGGAUUUAUGGAUGCAAUUGAGGUAGCGACGAAACGGAGUAAAGAGUUCCGCAAUGCCAAGUAAACCUGAUUUAUAGAACUUAUAACUGACUGAUUGCAUACAUCUAUUGAAAUGGCGGAUGCUUCAGGGCGGCGAUUAAACUUAAAUAGUCCUUGCGAAAUUUACAUGAUACCAAGAACAAAUAUAUUGACAGUUACUAGCGCGUUUUCAACUCGACACGAUUAACCUGUUGCAGUUGUGUAACUCUAUAACGGCUUCAAGUUCAUUCCUGUACUUCGCACACAUGUGUGCGAAACAUAUGAUUUUAAAAAAUGAUUCUUCCUUUUCCAUAUUAUUGGACCUAGCGGUAUCACUCAUUCCUUAUUACCAUAAAACUAGUAUCGCAUUAUAUAUUCUAGCAUGGCAGCAAGAUAUAUCAAGGAAGCUUGUGAAGAUUUCUGAAUCAGUGAAUGCUAGGAUGAUUUUACAGGUGUUCAGAUAUGGUGCCAUGAAACGUUCAUUGAUUGCGAUACUAGCAAAUAGACUAUAUAUGUUUUAUAACCUGCGUACUCCACUUGUUUGUUUGUAUGGAGCUCCAAAUAUGAUUUUAUGUUAUAUUUCGAUUUUCGUAGACGACAGCUCUACCGACAAUUGUGUCCGAAAGCAGGAGUUCCGAGUGAACCUUUUAACGUGCUUUGCGGUGCUAUUAUACUAGGUGAAUACAGAAAUGGGCGGUAUGACAGAUUAAGUGUAAAACGCUAGCAACACGAUCUAAUGAAUACGAUCUCCACCAACAUUUUCGUCUCAUAAGAGAGAAUUUUUCGAGACGUUUAGGGUUUAGAAGAGAGCAAUGUUUGGCUGACGCGGUAUUUGAAGUUAAAAGUCAUACGAUCGGGAUAAAACUGGAAUGACAAUUUUUACUACUAUUAUUAAACAUGUUAUUGUUUUCGCUUGCUAAAGAACAUAACUUUGGCACUGAUAUCUCUCUCUCUCUCUCCCUCUUGUUAUUAUUACUAUUAAUGCUACUUGCAUCUAAAUUCAUUACAGAAAAUUUGUAAAUGCUGAAGAGAUGGGCAAUAUCGAGCUAUAGGCAGGAUUCCAAGCGCAAACCACAUUGAAAUAGAACGCAAAACAUAGCUAGCUGUUGUAUAUUGGAAUUUCAGUUUUGAACGAAUUACUGUUGAUGCGAAGGUUCUUGAACCGUUUUGCAAUUGCAUUGAUUUAGUAGAUCUUUUUUUGUAAUUUUUAAGCUUUUGUGGAAUUAUUGCUGAAUGAUGUGCUAAUUUCGUUAUCUGUUAAUGACAAUGUAAGACAUCUACGUAUAGGCUGAUGUAACAAUGAACAACAUACAAAAUAAAAGCAUGAUCCGGAUAUACAAUAUGA
This is a messenger RNA of Varroa destructor (honeybee mite), 2801 nucleotides long. RefSeq names its product pyrroline-5-carboxylate reductase 3-like. Lineage: Eukaryota; Metazoa; Arthropoda; Arachnida; Mesostigmata; Varroidae. Gene Ontology annotation, biological process: L-proline biosynthetic process. Gene Ontology annotation, molecular function: pyrroline-5-carboxylate reductase activity. The record is from RefSeq and is a predicted model, not a curated record.